CGUACGGUUCGGACGUGUGGGCCACGCACAAUUCAAUUCGCCAAUCGCAGAGUCAACUAACUAAAAAAAAAAUCUUAGAGAAAAGAAGAGAAACAGAACAAGUGAAAGAGAAAUUUUACACGAUAGCGCUGAAACGAGAGUUGUGCAAAAAUCCAAAUACACCCAAGUUAAAAUGUGCGCUUAGUGAAAACAGUGGCUCGGAAAAAUGUCAAUUCGCGGUGACCAAGAGUGAGAGAUAAAUCCACGAAAAACGCAAGCAACACCCCUUUUAGAGUAUCUGCGAGAUACAGAUACCCUAGGACCCCCUUCCCAAACACACAUUACCCCAUCAUGGCGGCGAUCCUGCCGCUGCUCCUGUUGGGGCUGUCCUGGAGUUCCCUGCCCCAAACCGGAGCUUCAUUGGCGCCCAAGGAGAGCGUCGAGUCAUCGAAUGCGAAUGCCAUGUUGGGCGCCGGUACAGGAGCCGCUGCCACGGUCUCCCUAUCCGGCGACUACUCCUCGCUGCUGUCCAAUGUGCCGGUGGCCUCGCCAGUCCCGGUCUCACCGUCGCACAGUGGUCCUGCCAACCAGUGCUCCUGGUCGUACAACGGCAGCAGUUCGGUGCACUGCGCCCUCCGCCUGAUCGAGCGCCAGCCGGGACUCGAUCUCCAGGGCGCCGAUGGCAGCAGUCAGCUGACCAUCCAGUGCAGCGAGCUCUACCUGUUCGAAUCCUCGCUGCCGGUGGCGGUGUUUGCGAGAUUGCAAACCCUGGAGGCACUGCGUCUGGACGGGUGCAAGCUGCUCCAGCUGCCCAAUAAUGCCUUCGAGGGAUUGGCCACGUUGAAAUCGCUGCGCCUGAGCACCCACAACAGCGAAUGGGGUCCCACGCGGGCCCUGGAGCUCUUCCCCGACUCGCUGGGCGGCCUGAAGCAGCUCACCGAUCUGGACCUGGGCGACAACAAUCUGCGACAGCUUCCCGCUGGCUUCCUCUGCCCGGUGGGCAAUCUCCAGGUGCUGAAUCUCACCCGCAAUCGCAUUCGCACCGCCGAGCAGCUGGGCUUCGCGGACAUGAAUUGCGGAGCCGGAAGUUCCGGAAGUGCUGGCAGUGAGCUGCAGGUCCUGGACGCCAGUCACAAUGAGCUGAGAUCCGUAAGCGAAAGCUGGGGAAUAUCCCGGCUCCGGAGGCUGCAGCACCUCAAUCUGGCUUAUAAUAAUCUCUCCGAACUAUCCGGUGAAGCUUUAGCCGGCUUGGCUUCUCUGAGGAUAGUAAACCUGAGCAAUAACCACCUGGAGACCCUGCCCGAAGGACUCUUCGCUGGCUCCAAGGAGCUGAGGGAGAUCCAUCUGCAGCAGAACGAGCUCUAUGAACUGCCCAAGGGCCUGUUCCAUCGACUGGAGCAACUUUUGGUGGUGGACUUGUCCGGCAACCAGCUGACCUCCAAUCACGUGGACAACACCACUUUUGCAGGACUGAUCCGCUUGAUUGUGCUGAAUCUGGCCCAUAAUGCUCUGACUCGGAUCGAUUACCGCACCUUCAAGGAGCUGUACUUCCUGCAGAUCCUGAAUCUGCGCAACAACUCCAUUGGCCACAUCGAGGAUAAUGCCUUCCUGCCGCUGUACAAUUUGCACACCCUCAAUCUCGCCGAGAAUCGUCUGCAUACCUUGGAUGACAAACUCUUCAAUGGACUCUAUGUGCUGUCCAAGCUCACGCUGAAUAAUAAUCUCAUUAGCGUGGUGGAGCCGGCUGUGUUUAAGAACUGCUCGGAUCUGAAGGAACUCGACCUGAGUUCCAACCAGCUGAAUGAGGUGCCUCGUGCUCUCCAGGAUUUGGCCAUGUUGCGCACUCUGGACCUGGGCGAGAAUCAAAUUCGCACUUUCGACAACCAGAGCUUCAAGAAUCUCCACCAGCUGACGGGUCUGCGGUUAAUAGACAAUCAGAUUGGCAACAUAACCGUGGGUAUGUUCCAGGAUUUGCCACGUCUGAGUGUCUUGAACCUGGCCAAAAAUCGCAUCCAGAGCAUCGAACGGGGAUCCUUCGAUAAGAACUACGAACUGGAGGCCAUUCGCCUGGACAGGAACUUCCUGUCGGACAUCAAUGGAGUGUUUGCUACUCUGGUUUCCCUGCUGUGGCUGAAUCUCUCCGAGAAUCAUUUGGUGUGGUUUGAUUACGCCUUUAUUCCCUCGAAUCUUAAGUGGCUGGAUAUCCAUGGAAACUACAUCGAGGCCUUGGGUAACUACUACAAGCUGCAGGAGGAGAUUCGGGUAAAGACCCUGGAUGCCUCGCAUAACCGCAUCACGGAAAUUGGACCCAUGUCGAUACCGAACACCAUCGAGUUACUGUUCAUCAACAACAAUCUGAUUGGAAAUGUGCAGCCCAAUGCUUUUGUGGAUAAGGCGAAUCUGGCCAGAGUGGAUCUGUAUGCCAAUCAGCUGAGUAAGCUGCAGUUGCAGCAAUUGCGAGUGGCUCCAGUGGUGGCUCCCAAGCCAUUGCCCGAGUUCUACCUGGGCGGUAAUCCCUUCGAGUGUGACUGCACCAUGGACUGGCUGCAGAGGAUUAACAAUCUGACCACUCGUCAGCAUCCCCGGGUGAUGGAUAUGGCCAACAUUGAGUGCGUGAUGCCACAUGCCCGCGGUGCUGCAGUGCGUCCUUUGAGUGGAUUGCGUCCGCAGGACUUCCUUUGCCGGUAUGAGUCGCAUUGCUUCGCCCUGUGUCACUGCUGUGACUUUGAUGCCUGUGACUGCGAGAUGACAUGUCCGAGUAAUUGCACCUGCUACCACGACCAGAUCUGGUCCACCAACGUGGUCGACUGUGGUGGUCAGCAGACCACGGAGCUGCCACGUCGCGUUCCCAUGGACUCGAGUGUGGUCUAUCUGGAUGGCAACAACUUCCCAGUGCUGAAGAAUCAUGCUUUCAUCGGCAGAAAGAACCUGCGAGCUCUGUAUGUGAAUGGCAGUCAGGUGGCGGCCAUCCAGAAUCGCACCUUUGCCAGCCUGGCCUCGCUGCAGUUGCUCCACCUGGCGGACAACAAGUUGCGCACCCUCCAUGGCUACGAGUUCGAGCAGCUUUCCUCCCUGAGGGAACUGUAUCUGCAGAACAACCAGCUGACGACCAUCGAGAAUGCCACACUGGCUCCUUUGGCCGCCCUGGAGCUUAUCCGGAUUGAUGGCAACCGGCUGGUUACUCUGCCCAUUUGGCAGAUGCAUGCCACCCAUUUUGGCACAAGACUUCGUUCCAUUAGCCUGGGCAGGAAUCAGUGGAGCUGCCGAUGUCAGUUCCUGCAGGCUCUCACCUCCUAUGUGGCGGAUAAUGCCCUGAUAGUCCAGGAUGCCCAGGAUAUCUACUGCAUGGCGGCCAGUUCGGGAACUGGAGGUUCCAGCCUGGAGGAUAGCCCAUCGAAUGGGGGAGCUCUGGAGAAAAGAGAGCUGGACUUCAAUGCCACAGGUGCUGCGUGCACGGAUUACUACUCCGGUGGCUCCAUGCUGCAGCAUGGCAUUCCAGAAUCCUAUAUUCCCCUCCUGGCUGCUGCACUGGCUCUCGUCUUUCUGCUGGUGGUCAUUGCCAUGAUCUUCGCCUUCCGUGAAUCCCUGAGGAUAUGGAUAUUCGCCCACUACGGCGUUCGAGUGUUUGGACCACGUUGCGAGGAGUCGGAGAAGCUCUACGACGCCGUGCUCCUCCACUCCGCCAAGGAUUCGGAGUUCGUGUGCCAGCACUUGGCUGCCCAGCUGGAGACGGGCAGACCACCGCUGAGGGUCUGCUUGCAGCAUCGGGAUUUGGCCCAUGAUGCCACCCAUUACCAGCUGCUGGAGGCCACUAGGGUUUCGCGGCGAGUGGUCAUCCUACUGACCCGGAACUUCCUGCAGACGGAGUGGGCACGCUGUGAACUGCGCCGCUCCGUUCACGAUGCCCUGCGUGGGAGGCCACAGAAACUGGUGAUCAUCGAGGAGCCCGAGGUGGCCUUCGAAGCGGAGAGCGACAUAGAGCUGCUGCCCUACCUAAAGACAUCGGCUGUCCACCGGAUCCGCCGCUCGGAUAGGCACUUCUGGGAGAAGCUGCGCUACGCCCUGCCCGUGGACUAUCCCACCUUUAGGGGCAACAACUACACGCUGGAGCUGGACCAUCACAGCCACGAGCGGGUGAAGCAACCGGCCAGUCCCGGCCUGCUCUACCGCCAGGCCCCGCCGCCCGCCUACUGCGGACCGGCGGAUGGGGUAAGUCCCCUUCCACAAUCCGUGGCUGUGACCGCCUCUGUGCCGGCGGAACAGAACUACUCCACGGCCACCACGGCCACGCCCAGCCCCAGGCCCCAGAGGCGGGGUGAGCAGCAGGGAUCGGUAUCCGGAUCGGGAUCCGGUGGGAAUGGUAACCAUCACCUGCACGCCCAGUACUACCAGCACCAUGGGAUGCGGCCGCCCUCGGAGCACAUAUACUCCAGCAUCGACUCGGACUACUCGACAUUGGACAACGAGCAGCACAUGCUGAUGAUGCCGGCAGCGGGAGCCCUGGGCAUGGAGGCUGCCCAGAGGGCCCAGACCUGGCGGCCCAAGCGGGAGCAGCUGCAUCAUCAGCAGGCCCAGGCCGGAACCCUGGGCUCCAAGGCCAGCCAGCAGCAGCAGCAGCAACAGCAGCAACAGCAAAAUCCGACAGCCGUUUCCGGCCAACAGCAAGGACCUCAUGUCCAGGCGUAUCUGGUGUAGAGGGGGCGAAACCGACCGCUUUCUGGGAGAGUGACAGUGAUUUCUUUAGGGACUGGUUCCUGUGCAUAAUUUUAAUUACUAAAAUACAUGUGCGAGUUAGGCUAAGGGCGGGGAAACAAACGAGAUGCGGAAGUUGAGACUAGCCAGCCAGAUUUUAACGUAUAUCAUUUUGUUUAUCCAGUGUAAAGUCAUUUUAGAUGCACUAAACAAACACACAGCACAGCCCCAAGAUACAAGAUACAGAUGCAGUUGGGGCCUUGGUCAUGUCAAGUGUGUGUAUCCAAGCGGGGUGGAGGGAGAAAGGGAGAAAGUGAAAGCAGGGAUGUUACUUACUACAAUGCCAUUUCAAAGUUUCAAAACUUUACCACAGCAAAACUGAGUUUUCUCCCUCACAUGAGCACGAACUUUGGUCUUCAUCUGGCAUUUGCCUAGCCAAGAAUUGCCCGAGGGGGGAAUUUGUGAUAACUUUUUAAUAUGGUUUUAAUCAGUUGGACUCCAGAACCUCGAGUAUAAAGAUUACCGAGUAUCCAAUGGAGUUGCCAAGGGCCAAGCUGCAUUUGCAUCCCUCAGAGACUUAGUGUGCCCCAAAUUGAUUGUUCAAUAAUUGACUUGGUAAUUGCCAUCAAACCGGAAUAGCUGUCCAUGUAUUCACGCAUCUCCUCCAUCAAUUUGUAAAUAGCUCUCAAUACCGUAUUUACUGCCCAAACAUAGAUAUACACAAGUACAGAUACAUAUACAGAAACACCUUUAUAUAGAUACAGAGAUACAAAUUUGUAACCGUAUGGGGAUAAUUCAAUAAUCACAUUCAAGUACACAUGUAAAUUGUAUGCCACAGCCGUAAAAUCGAUAAAUGCAUUUGUCAAGUAAUCUGUAACCUGUAUGUAAAAAGCAUAAAUAAUUAGCUAGCAAACCGAGAGAACCAGGAAGAUUUUCCGCGGUUAACUACAUCGUAAUAAUAAUAUGGGCGGUGAAAUGAACAAAACCGAGACCGAAGCAGAAACAGAAACAGAAAGCUCAUUUUAAACACUUACGCUUACCAAAACUAACGAUAAUUGUAAUAAAAGUUUCGCAAAACUGGCGUGGCACAUACACAAUAUGCAUAGCUAAUUAUAUAUAGUACAUAUAGUACAUUCAUGGAUAUAUCAAUGUGCGUGUCUGCAUGUACGUGACUGUGUAAACUAAAGCAAACUACUGAUAUUAAAGAACAACUAUGUAUGAGGUACCCUCUAUAUACAUCCAUACAUCAUAUGUAUGCCCCCAAAGUACGUAUAUCUACGCAUAUAUUAUACGAGUAAAUGUUUAACAACUGCCUAUAGAACGUACGAAAAGAGAGAGCAUUUAUUUCAGCACACACUCGCCUACUCGUCAUUAAUUAAGCAAAUCAGUUCGAAACUAUUGAGAUUCAAAAGAAUCGGGGUAAACAAAAUAAAACACCCCUCACAUAAGACACUUGUACCAGUAUAAAAGCCCAAAACUGUUAUUUAUUUUUAUCAUUUUGUAAUAUACGAUGAUCAGCCCUAAGUUUAGUUCUAACGCAGCUCUACGAUAAUGUAUAACCCUAUGGAUAAUUCAAUUUUGUGAAUACAACUAUUUAUAUACUAUAUAUACAUUUAAAAAUCUAUGUACUAUUACGACAAACAACAAACAACAAAGAUAUUUUUCUGUUUCGCCAGCGAACAAUGCAAAUGAA
This is a messenger RNA of Drosophila subpulchrella, 6364 nucleotides long. RefSeq names its product toll-like receptor 7 (gene Toll-7). The transcript has a single exon. The record is from RefSeq and is a predicted model, not a curated record. NCBI's taxonomy places the organism in Eukaryota, Metazoa, Arthropoda, Insecta, Diptera, Drosophilidae. Gene Ontology annotation, biological process: signal transduction. Gene Ontology annotation, molecular function: protein binding. The coding region runs from base 331 to 4674 and encodes 1447 amino acids.